Messenger RNA from Manis pentadactyla (Chinese pangolin), 18129 nucleotides. RefSeq names its product neurobeachin like 1 (gene NBEAL1). Gene Ontology annotation, molecular function: protein kinase binding. The coding region runs from base 564 to 8771 and encodes 2735 amino acids. Gene Ontology annotation, cellular component: membrane; cytosol. NCBI's taxonomy places the organism in Eukaryota, Metazoa, Chordata, Mammalia, Pholidota, Manidae. Gene Ontology annotation, biological process: intracellular protein localization. The record is from RefSeq and is a predicted model, not a curated record. The transcript has 55 exons.
UGGCAGAAGUGGGGGAGCAUCGGGUGCCUGGUGGUGACCGCGCUGUGGAGUGAGGGGCGGCUGUGAGGGGGCGAGGUGGACCCGGGUGUGUCCCGACGCGGUCGCCUGGGCGAGGAUAGCGAGUCGGGAGGCGCCGAGGUCGCGUGGUCCGUUUCCGAAGCUUCUCUUGACAACUGGACACACCUUAAGUUUGCCCCCGUUUCGGUUGUCUGGGAUGCGAGAACGAAAUUUAAAGAUGCCCGAGAACACUCGGAGACUUUCCCGGGGUGUUUUCCUUGCCCAGUGCCGGAGAGCUGCUUUCUUUUUCCUGGAUGGAAACGCAGAGGCCAGAUUUGUUUAAUUGCCCAAUUACCGCUGAUGAAGAUAAGUUGGAGUAACUGCUGAAACUGAAUUUUAUUGACCAGAAGACAGUCCAUUUGUUUUUCUUUUUUUUUUGUUUUCCCUACUGCUUUGAGCUUUUACUGUAACGGCUGCAAAACUUGGAAAAUAAAGUGAACAUGCUGUGGUCUUGAACAUAAUUUUUUUUUUGGAGGAAAAAUAUAAGUGCCAGAGUGAAAACCAGAAUGGCAUCCAGAGAGAGGCUCUUUGAACUUUGGAUGCUUUAUUGUACAAAGAAAGAUCCAGAUUACCUGAAGCUAUGGUUGGAUAAUUUUGUUUCUAGCUAUGAACAGUUUUUAGAUAUUGACUUUGAAAAGCUGCCUACCAGGGUAGAUGAUGUGCCUCCAGGAAUAUCUCUGCUUCCUGAUAAUAUUCUGCAGGUUCUGAGGAUCCAGCUACUACAGUGUGUUCAGAAAAUGGCAGAUGGGUUAGAGGAACAACAACAAGCUUUGUCAGUUUUGCUUGUCAAGUUCUUCAUUAUUCUUUGCAGGAAUCUAUCUAAUGUGGAAGAAAUUGGGACUUGCUCAUACAUUAAUCAUGUCAUCACUAUGACAACACUCUUUAUUCAGCAAUUAAAAAGCAAAAAAAAAGAGAAGGAACUGGCAGAUCAGACAUCUAUCGAAGAAUUUGUUAUCCAUGCACUGGCAUUUUGUGAAAGCUUGUAUGAUCCAUAUCGGAAUUGGAGGCAUAGAAUUUCAGGACGAAUCCUUAGUGCUGUGGAAAAGAGCAGACAGAAAUAUAAACCAGCUUCUCUCACAGUGGAGUUUGUCCCUUUCUUUUAUCAGUGUUUUCAGGAAAGUGAACAUCUCAAGGAAAGUCUUAAGUGUUGUUUAUUGCAUCUCUUUGGAGCCAUUGUAGCUGGUGGACAGAGGAAUGCCUUGCAAGCAAUUUCUCCAGCCACCAUGGAAGUUCUUAUGAGAGUUUUGGCAGAUUGUGAUUCCUGGGAGGAUGGAAAUCCUGAAGAAGUGGGUAGAAAGUUAGAACUUACUUUAAAGUGCCUCACAGAAGUUGUACAUAUCCUUCUCACUAGCAGCUCUGACCAACGUCAAGUGGAAACCAGUGCUCUUCUGGAGACCUAUUUUAAAUUGCUAAACUCAGAUCAUUCAGCUUUAUCUAGUCAAAGGAGGUCCAGACAGUGGCAAAGCCGGUUCAUAGCUUUGCAGAUCAAAAUGUUGAAUACCAUCACAGCCAUGUUAGACUGCACAGACAGGCCUGUUUUGCAGGCCAUUUUUCUAAACAGUAAUUGCUUUGAACAUCUCAUACGACUACUACAGAACUGCAAGCUAUUUUUAAAUGCUAACAAUAAGGUGGCAGACAAGAACAAGAAAGACCUUGCCAACAAAUUACUGACAGAAAUGAAUGAGGACCAGAUGUUGCAGGGACAAUUGGAUUGUUUGGCUGUUUCAACCAUUCAGGCUUUGACAGCAGUAAUGAACAAAUCUCCAGCUGCUAAGGAAGUAUUUAAAGAAAGAAUUGGUUAUACCCAUAUGUUUGAAGUAUUAAAAUCCCUGGGUCAGCCACCACUGGAACUACUUAAAGAACUUAUGAAUAUGGCUAUAGAGGGUGACCACACUUCAGUUGGGAUUUUGGGCAUUAGUAAUGUCCAGCCUCUCUUGCUUCUUAUCCAGUGGCUUCCAGAGCUAGAAUCCCAUGAUCUGCAAAUCUUCAUUUCUGAUUGGCUGAAAAGAAUUUGUUGUAUUAAUAGGCAAAGUCGAACUACUUGUGUCAAUGCAAAUAUGGGAAUUCGAAUCAUUGAAACCCUUGAUUUCCAUUCUUACCUUCAUCGAACUUGUGCUGAGAACCUGAUUGCACUUCAUGGAUCCUUGGGGAGUCAGUCAGUGAGCUCAGAAGAAAUCCGUCGACUACUAAGAUUGCUGAGAGUGGAUGAAUCUGAGUAUAUUCACCCUUACACCACUCCUGUGACUCGAGCAAUCCUGACAAUGGCCCGAAAGCAAAGUCUAGAGAGCGCACUUCAGUAUUUUAAUUUGUCACAUAGUAUGACAGGAAUUUCUGUGCCUUCCAUACAGAAAUGGCCAGGGUCUGCGUUUUCUUUCAGUGCUUGGUUUUGCUUAGAUCAGGAUCAGUUGACUCUUGGCAACGCUAACAAAGGAGGAAAAAGAAAACAAUUGUACAGCUUUUUUACAGGAAGUGGCAUGGGUUUUGAAGCUUUUAUUACCCAUUCAGGGAUAUUGGUUGUGGCAGUGUGCACAAAACGAGAAUAUGCUACAGUUAUGCUUCCUGACUACAGUUUCUGUGAUUCCCUCUGGCACAAUAUAACUAUUGUCCACAUGCCUGGAAAAAGGCCCUUUGGUCAGAGCUUUGUCUAUAUCUACGACAAUGGACAGCAGAAGGUGUCUGCCCCUCUCAGAUUUCCUGCCAUGAAUGAACCUUUUAUUUCCUGCUGCAUUGGUUCAGCUGGGCAAAGAACCACCACUCCUCCACCAUCCCAAAUCCCAGAUCCACCUUUUUCUUCUCCCAUUACCCCUCAUCGGACAUCGUUUGGUGGAAUUCUGUCAUCAGUCUCCUGGGGAGGAGCAGCUGAAAAAUCAAAACUGAUUACCAAAUUGAUAUCAGCUGGAACCCAAGACAGUGAAUGGGGAUGUCCCACAUCUCUGGAGGGUCAGCUAGGGUCUGUUACCAUCUUCUAUGAAGCACUACAGCCUCCUCAGGUGAAGGGAUUAUAUUUAGCAGGUCCAAACUGUUUAAGCCCUUGGAAGUUUCAAGAGUCUGACAUGGCUGACCUGCCUGGUAACGUCCUUCUUCACUACACUGCAAAGGCUUGCAAAGAUUCAAUCUGUCUUGAUUUAUCUACUAAUUGUUUGCAUGGAAGAUUAACAGGAAACAAAGUAGUGAAUUGGGACAUUAAGGACACCAUAAACUGCAUAGGUGGAUUAAAUGUACUCUUUCCUCUAUUGGAACAAAUCACCCACUUUAGUGAAAGACAGAUUGCUGAAGGGAUGAAUGAAAGCACAGUUUCUGAACUGAUAACACCUGUAGAUGGAGAUUGGGUGGUAUUGACUUCAACAAAGGCUUCAGAGUCAAGACUGGAGAGAAAUUUAAUUGCAACAUUUAUCUUGAUUGUGAAACACUUUAUUCAAAGACAUCCUAUCAACCAGGACAAUCUUAUUCACUCCCACGGAGUAGCUACCCUUGGUGCCUUACUUCAGAAGGUGCCAAGCCCCUUGAUGGAUGUUAAUGUAUUGAUGGCAGUCCAAUUACUAAUUGAACAAGUGUCAUUGGAGAAAAAUAUGCAGCUCCUACAACAAAUUUAUCAGUAUUUACUCUUUGAUUUCCGUAUUUGGAAUCGUGGAGAUUUUCCCUUUCGAAUUGGUCAUAUCCAAUACCUUACCACCAUCAUCAAAGACAGCAGGAGAGUUUUCCGAAAGAAGUAUGGCGUGCAGUUUCUCUUAGAUACACUUAGGAUUUAUUAUGGGAAUGAUUGCAAAUAUAGUGAGCUGUCUCUAGAUGAUAUUCGAACAAUAAGGACUUCUUUGUAUGGGCUCAUUAAAUAUUUUCUGUGCAAAGGUGGAACUUAUGAAGAGAUACAAAGUAUUAUGGGUUACAUAGCUGCUGUCAGUGAAGAAGAACAGCUCUUUGGAAUUUUGGAUAUACUCUUCAGUCUUCUACGUACCAGCCCAACCCGAGGCCAGCUUUUCUUACUGCUGUUUGAACCAGGAAAUGCUGACAUACUUUAUGCCUUGCUCUUAAAUCAAAAGUAUUCUGACAGACUAAGAGAAAUCAUUUUUAAGGUUAUAGAACAAAUGUUGAAAUGCACAAAUGUUUAUGAACGAAGUAAACAACGUAUUCGACUUAGAGAAGUUGGCUACUCAGGAUUGGGACUCCUUCUCAAUGAAGCACCUGUUACUACAUCUCUUAUUAAAAGCCUCACUAAUCAAAUCAUAAAUACAGAUCCUGUUAUUAAUUUCAAGGAUCUGUUAUCUGUCGUAUAUCUGUCUCACAGAGCAUAUAUAAACGUCAGGGUGGUCAUCUGCAGAAAGAUUUUACAGAUUUUACAGUCCCAGACAGAUGCAGCGCAUCAAAUAUCUCAACAAGUGGGUUGGCAAGACACUUUAGUUAGGCUUUUUUUAAAAGAUAAUUUUGAAAAUGGAAAUACUUUUCAGAAGCAAAUUAGGACUGUUUUGAUGAAAGACAAUGAUAAACUUGUAUCAGCUGAAGGUAUUAAGAGGAACUUUGAUGAAAAGACUGAUGAAGAAAAAACCGACACUUCUGCCUCAGCUAACAAGUCUUCAGAUCAGUGGAGUUUAGAAGACAGACAUUCUUUAGACUCAAACACACCAUUAUUUCAAGAAGAUAGUUCAGUGAGAGUGUUAUCUUUUAAAUCAGAGAAUCAAGAAGAAUUCUGGCAUAAUAACCUCUCACAUUUGAGUUUAGAUUUCAGUGGAAUUGACUCAUGUGAACUGGGUGAUAUUGGAAAUCAAAUGCCAGACAGUCUGCCUAGCACACCAUCCCCAAUAGAGUCUUCUAAACCAUUUUCUGGGCAGUCUGACAAAGAAAGCAGCAUUACAAAUGAUACAGGCUUCAGUGAUGAUUUCUCUUUACUUGAAAGCCAAGAGAGAUGUGAGGAGGAGCUUCUUCAAUUACUGACAAAUAUUUUGAACUAUAUAAUGUGUAAGGGACUAGAAAAAUCUGAUGAUGAUACUUGGAUUGAACGCGGGCAAGUGUUUUCGGCACUAACUAAACCAGGAAUGUCCAGUGAACUACUGCGACCAUCAGAUGAAAUAAAACUAAUUUUGCUACAGAAGAUGUUAGAAUGGGCUGUCACAGAAAACAGAGAAGCAAAACUUAAUCCAGUAACUGCUGAAAAUGCCUUCCGACUCAUGCUGAUCAUACAGGACUUUCUGCAGUCAGAGGGACUUGUUAAUUCUAACAUGUGGACUGAAAAGCUCUUAGAGGAUAUGAUGCUGCUCUUUGACGGCCUGUCAGUUUGGUAUUCUGAAAGUCCAAUAUGGGCAAAACUUUCUCAAAUUCAAAUCCAGUUGCUUCUAGGAUUCAUUGGACGGGGUGAUUUGCAGGUUUGUGCAAUGGCAUCAGCUAAGCUAAAUACCCUUCUUCAGACCAAAGUGAUUGAAAAUCAAGAAGAAGCGUGUUACAUUUUAGGGAAGCUGGAAUAUGUUCUAAGUCAAUCCAUCAAGGAACAGACUGAAAUUUACUCAUUUCUGAUUCCCCUUCUCCGUACCCUGGUUUCCAAAGUUUAUGAGCUUCUCUUCAUGAACUUGCACCUGCCCUCAUUUCCUUUUACCAAUGGUAGCUCCUCAUUUUUUGAAGAUUUUCAAGAAUAUUGCAGUUCAAAUGAAUGGCAAGUUUACAUUGAAAAAUAUAUUGUACCUUAUAUGAAGCAAUAUGAAACCCACACAUUUUAUGAUGGUCGUGAGAACAUGGCACUUUACUGGAAGGAUUGUUAUGAAGCCUUAAUGGUGAAUAUGCAUAGACGAGACCGGGAAGGAGGAGAAAGCAAGCUCAAGUUUCAGGAGUUUUUUGUGGAGCCAUUUAAUCGAAAAGCCCGCCAAGAGAAUUUAAGGUAUAAUAGUAUUCUUAAACAACUUAGCAGUCAACAGGUAGCCACGCUGAGAUGCUGGAAGGCAAUACAGCUCUAUGUUACAUGUGAAAGAGGACCUUGGGCUGAAAGGAAACAAAAUCCAAUUCACUGGAAACUAGCUAAUGUAGAAAAUUACUCCCGCAUGAGACUUAAAUUGGUGCCAAAUUAUAGCUUCAAAAGCCAUGAUGAAGCUAGCGCCUUGAGAGAUAAUCUAGGUGUCCAACACUCACAGCCUUCCAGUGAGUCAUUGCUUUUGGAAGCAGUGAAACAAGUAAAAGUUAGUGGUAUGGAAGAGGAUAAAUUAGACAUUCCUGAAGAAGAUACAACAGCCAGAGUAAAUGUUAAUGAGAAAGAAGAACAGGAUCAAAAAGAAAAAUUGGUGCUCUCAGAAGACUGUGAACUCAUUACAAUAAUUGAUGUAAUUCCUGGCCGAUUAGAAAUCACUACUCAGCACAUUUACUUCUAUGAUGGCAGCAUUGAAAAAGAAGAUGGAGUAGGCUUUGAUUUCAAGUGGCGUCAUUCUCAAGUUCGAGAGAUUCACCUGCGACGUUACAACUUAAGGAGGUCAGCCCUUGAGAUUUUUCAUGUUGACCAAUCCAACUACUUUCUCAAUUUCAAAAAAGAGGUUAGAAACAAAGUGUAUAGCAAACUGUUGUCACUUCAUUCUCCAAAUAGUUAUGGAACCAGAUCACCACAGGAAUUAUUCCAAACAUCAGGAUUGACACAGAAAUGGGUGAACAGAGAAAUAUCAAAUUUUGACUAUCUAAUUCAAAUAAAUACAAUGGCAGGACGAACCUAUAAUGACCUCGCACAGUAUCCUGUGUUUCCCUGGAUUUUACAAGAUUAUACUUCAGAAGAGUUGGAUCUUAAUAAUCCAUCUGUAUUUCGAGACCUUUCCAAACCAAUUGGAGUAGUUAAUGAUAAAAAUGCCAAAGCCGUGAGAGAAAAAUAUGAAAAUUUCGAGGAUCCUAUGGGAACUAUUGAUAAAUUUCAUUAUGGUACUCACUAUUCAAAUUCUGCCGGGGUGAUGCACUAUCUUAUUCGUACAGAACCGUUCACCACUCUUCAUAUCCAGCUUCAGAGUGGAAGGUUUGACUGUGCAGAUCGACAAUUUCAUUCCAUCCCUGCUACCUGGCAGGCUCUCAUGGACAAUCCAUAUGAUGUGAAGGAACUUAUUCCUGAGUUCUUCUACUUCCCAGAGUUUUUGGAAAAUCAAAAUCAAUUUAACUUGGGUCAUCUACAAGUUUCCAAAGAACUAGUAAAUGAUGUAAUUCUCCCCAAAUGGGCUAAGUCAGCUGAAGAUUUCAUCUGUAAACAUAGGAAAGCUCUGGAGUCUGAAUAUGUUUCUGCUCAUCUUCAUGAAUGGAUAGAUUUGAUUUUUGGCUAUAAACAGAGAGGGCCAGCUGCAGUGGAAGCCCUCAAUGUUUUCUAUUACUGUAGUUAUGAAGGAGCUGUGGAUCUGGAUGCCUUAACAGAUGAGAAGGAAAGAAAAGCCUUAGAAGGGAUGAUUAAUAAUUUUGGGCAAACUCCUUGUCAACUGUUAAAGGAACCACAUCCUCCUAGAUUAUCAGCAGAAGAAGCAGUACAGAAGCAGACCAAAACAGAUACUUCAACCCUAAACCUCUUUCAGCACCUCCCUGAACUCAAGUCAUUUUUUAUAGAGGGUAUCAGUGACAAUAUUCCACUUAUAAAGGCCAUUGUCCCCAAAAAUCAGUCUCGUUCUUUUAUGUCUCAAGGCAGUCCUGAGUUACUGAUAACAGUAAGUAUGAAUUCUGUUAUUGGAACCCACGGAUGGCUGCCUUAUGACAGAAACAUUUCUAAUUACUUUACAUUCAUCAAGGAUCAAACUGUGACAAAUCCCAAAACUCAGCGUAGUAUGAAUGGUCCUUUUGCUCCAGGGCUGGAGAUUACUUCUAAACUGUUUAUAGUAUCACAUGAUGCAAAGUUGCUUUUCAGUGCUGGACACUGGGAUAAUAGCAUUCAAGUGAUGUCACUUAUAAAAGGCAAAAUUAUUUCACACAAUAUUAGACAUAUGGAUACUGUGACUUGUUUAGCUACAGAUUACUGUGGAAUACAUUUGAUUUCUGGUUCCAGAGAUACUACAUGUAUGAUAUGGCAAAUAACGCAACAGGGAGGCGUUCCUGUGGGUUUAGCAUCUAAACCCUUUCAGAUUCUAUAUGGACACACUGAUGAGGUAUUGAGUGUCGGCAUCAGCACUGAGCUAGACAUGGCAGUAUCAGGAUCAAGGGAUGGCACUGUGAUUAUACAUACCAUUCAGAAAGGUCAGUACAUGAGGACUUUACGACCACCUUGCGAGAGUUCUCUGCUCCUGACCAUUCCCAAUUUGGCUGUAUCUUGGGAGGGACAUAUUGUCAUCUACUCCAGCAUUGAAGAACAGAUCAACCUCAAGGAUAAGAAUGCGUUACAUCUGUUUUCUGUAAAUGGCAAGUAUCUAGGGUCUCAAGUCCUCAUGGAACAAGUAUCAGAUAUAUGUAUAAUUGGCGAACACAUUGUCACAGGCAGCUUACAAGGGUUCCUGUCCAUAAGAGAUCUGCACAGCUUGGAUCUCUCCAUCGACCCAUUAACCAUGAGAUCGCCUAUCCACUGUGUUUGUGUAACCAAAGAAUACAGCCAUAUUCUUGUAGGAUUAGAAGAUGGCAAAUUGAUUGUUGUGGGUGUUGGCAAGCCAGCCGAGGUAAAACGUAGCAUCAAGAAUUUCAUUUCUCGUACUGUUGGGGAUUCCUUUGGUGGUUCUUCAUUCCAGAUGAAUCAGAAGUCUCCAUUAUGGAUAAACAAAUUAAAAAACAAGUUUGAUUUUUCAAAGGGUAGUGAAUGAAGAAGGGAUAAAGCUAGUAUUCAACAGUGAUAUUUAUAUUAUGCUAUAAUUGAAAGCACACAUUUGACAGUGUCCUUCUGUUAUUCUAUAUGAAUAAGAGAGUUACUUUUUUCACUACCUUUCUAAACCUCGUUUCAAGACCACUACUUGGAUUUUUGAUAAAAGCUUUUAUAAGAAAUGAAAUAUAAACUUAAUGAAACUAUUUAAUUUCAACAAAUACCCAGCAUAACUGUAUGUCAGUUGUCCUUAUGUAAAAACACUAUUUUUUACUUGGAACUACAAAUACCCACAUAUAAUAUGUUAAUUCUCAAUGUGUGUGUCCUAUAGUUACUGUAAAUUUAUUUUUCAGUGGCUUGUCAAUUAGUAAAUAUUCAUAUAUCAGAAAUCUAAUGCUAUUUGUAAGAAAAUUUAGUGGCUCUACUCCACUAAGUAAUUUAGUGAUUGUCUAGAAAAUUACUCUUAUUACAUAGAGUCAAAUUAAGCAAUGUAAAUUUUUAUUGAAGCCAUCAGUCUCUUCUGAGAAAUCUAAAACAUGACAUAUCUAAGGGUUAUUAUUUCUAGAGAAGACAUUACUGUAUAACACACUGUCACUGUUUCUAAUAAACCCAUCAUAGAUCAUAGGAACCUUUUUUUCCUUGUGAUUUUGUUAGUUUCAUACUCUUUCAGAAUAUUAUUUUAAUGAAAGAGAGGUCUUAUUAACACAAUUGCAACAAUAUUUACUUUCAGGUGUGUAACAGUCUUCCAGACAACCUCAGGAAGUUUAUAUAUUGGUGUUUCAUUUAUAUUUAAAACAAUUUAAGCGUUUUAAGUAAUAUAAUUUCUUGAUUAACUUCUUAAAUAAAUAUUGCCCUCCUGUCCUAUGCUAAAAUAAUGUUUAAGAACUCUGUUCAGAUUCACUGCAAAUAUAUUUCGCUUUCUGAGGUUUACUCAAGUGACUUUUCAACUUGGCUACCCUCCCCCUACGUAAGGUAAUUUGUCAGUUUCUGAUUUCACUGAAUCUUUUCAAAUGAAUCAUUAUGUGCACACAUUUUCUUAUAAAGAUUAAUUUGGGAAAAAAACAUCUAAGCAGAUUCAUUUCAUAGGCCUAAACCAAUGUUCAGUAAUAUUUAUCAAAUAGUUUUUUGUUCUCAUUGACAGAUCUAUUACACAUACAAUCUGAAUUGUGUACAGAUUUGGCACGUACAAGUAUUUUUUAUCAGUUUUUCAUCUUUGAAUGUACUAGCUGAAGUAGUAAAUAAUCUAACUGAAUACUUAGAAUCUUAUAUAAUUAAAAUAUAAUUCUAUGACAGUGUAGAAAUUAAUUAGAUCAGCACUUAGUUGUGAAAAUAUUUGUUUCAAGAUCUAUUUUUAUCUAAAAAUUCAAAAUCUUGAUUAAUGUGUAUUUUUAAAUCAUGUCAAUUUUUAUAUAUUAGACUGUCAGUAUGAAAUUCAUAUUUAUAAAUCAGGUGGUAAAGUGGUAGUAGGUUAAUGGAAAUAAUGUUUCUGGAAAUACAUCUAGAAAUGAAAAUGAAAAACAAGCAUGGCAAAGUGUCUUUGCAUGAGGCUUGUCUUUUAUCACUCCAAUAAAUGUACCCUAGAAAGUAAUAAUUAAAAAAGGAUGGCAGAUGAUUCAUCAAUAAAAAGUUUGUACUUGGGAUAGUAACUACAACAAAUCAUAUGGCUAGAUUGAAAAAUGUUUCCUUUGUGGGGUUUUUUGCCCUACCUAGAUAUGUAAGCACUUUUAGAGGGGCUUUAUUCACUGAUUCAGUUAAUAUUUAAUUAAUAAUUAUUAUAUACUGAGAAGUAUGCUAGGUGGUACAGAGUUAAUGAUGGACAAGUGAUUCUUAUCUUUAAAGAGCUUAUGCUGUUAUUUUCUAAGUUACUUUUCAUCUUUUGUUACAUAUAUUUUUUAAUUCUUAUAUCAGAAUAUUUCAAAAUUUAUUUUCAAAAUAUUAUUUUACUUAUUACCCUUGUGAUUGACAUUAAUAGUACUGCAAAUACAAAAGGAGAAAAUCCUCAAAUGUAUGUGUUUCAUUAGCUAGAUUAAGUAUAAUUUAAGAAUACUAUUUUAAUGAAGUAAAAUACAUUUUUGUUAAUAUAUAAAGGAGGGGAUCUGGUAAUUUUGAUAUAACUGGGAUAUUUCAUUUAAAAUUUACAUAUUGCUGUUAGACCUUUUACAACUGAAAGACAAUCAGUGUAGAAAAGCCUUUCUUUACCUAUAAUUAAUCAAGAAUCAUUAAACAUGUUAAUAAUUCUGCUAACAAAACAUUUCCUCCACAUCCUAUAAAAUCAAUGUCUUGUAUAUAUAUUUGAUUCAUUUUUUUUUCUUGCUUUCUUAAUAACAUCUAUUCUUCAUUUCUCUGGAUUACUUUAAACAGAUGCGCUCAGGUCAGCUUUCUCGAAAAUUGUGGGGAUCUAGCAAGCGGCUCAGCCAGAUUUCAGCAGGAGAAACUGAAUAUAAUACUCAAGAUUCCAAGUGAUUGUUAUUUCCAUAUUCUAUCAUGGAUAACUGAAACUUUCGACUUACUGCUUUGUCACUUUAACCACAUCUCUCAACUAUCUGAAAUGUUGCAAGGGCUUUUAUCCUUGAAAAUCAUUUAGGGAUUAUCAGAAUUUGGUAUGACAUGUGUAUACAGACAAAGGUUGUAUAUUAUCUACUUUAAAAAUUCCAGUUAACAUUAUUGAAUCUAAUCUUAUUAACUAAUUGUUCAUCUACACUAAAGUAGAUUUGAGAAAAUUUAUUUGAUUAGAUUUAGUGGUCCAUUCCUAAAGAUCAUUGGAUCCAUUUUUAAAAACAAACUUCUAAAAAUGAAGAAGUUAAAUUCAAUUUGUUUAUUAUUCUUAACAGGAAAAUUUAAGUUAUUUACACAAAAGAGUACAAAUAAUGAGACAAUUGAGAGACAUGGCUUUCCAUACAUCCUUUAGUUAAUAAUUUUCCUAUUUACUGACCAUUAUUUUAAAAAACAUCAGUUUAUUUAUGGAACUCCUGAUUGAGUAAUAUUUUAAAAGAAUCUGUUUCAUAACUGGAUUUUAAAACAGUAUAAAUUCCAAGUUUUCAUGAUGGGUUGAAAAUAAGACUAUUGAAACUGGUACACUGGCACAUUCCACUACUAUUUAGCACAUUACUAAUGAGAUUUUAGUGAAAUAUAUUAUUAUCCUUAAGUAAUCAAGUUUAAGGGAAUAAGAGAACCUAGAGAUACAUUUUGUAGAUGUAUUUUAUUAGUAGCAUAAAUAAGGAAAAAUGUUCAUUAUGAUUUUGACAGUUGGGUCAUGUUAAGUAGGAUUUGCAGCAUAAUUUGUAUCUACAAAGUUUGAAUUUUCUUGGCUUUUCUUUACUAAGCAAGUACUGUGAUUUUUCCCCCAGAUAUUAAAGUGUUAGCAAUGAAACGCAAAUAUAUUAAGUUUUUACCUAGGACUUUUGUGUGAUUGAUGAAUGAAUUGAAAAGCAUAGGCAUAACUUAAACUAGUCUUUAGAUAUAGUGGUAUUUUUAAAUGUGCAUUUCUUAUUUCAUGCUAUAUAUAAAUUUUAGAAUUACAAUGAAUUUUAUUAUACAUAGCUAAAUGAUAUAUUUUGCUUUACUAUUCAAGAUUUUAAAAUAAAAGGUUGAUAGAUAUAUUUUGGAAUUCAAAGGGACUGUUAAACCUAGUGCUUUUAUAAGCUCCUCUUUUGAGUUUGGUCAGAGAGCUUUUAUAACCAUAAGUGUCCUUUAUCUGAGAUUCCAUAGGUUUUGAGGAAUUUAAGAAUCCCCCGAAAUUAUUCAAAAAGUCUGUAUAUUAACUCAUUUUUUCAGGAGUGAAUGGUUGUGUGGCUUUCUUAAAGUGGUAUAUGAUCAGAAAAAAAAAGCUUUUGCAAUAAUAUCUUCUUAAAGUAAUAUUCCUUUUAUUCCACAAAUCAUAAAUUUCUUUAUAUCCAAUUGUUUUCUCAGCUGAAUCUUUUCCCUCUUCAACUCUUCCCUGUUGCCCACAGUAUCUAAUACUCUUUUCUUUAUAAUCCUGUGAGUGAGUAAAAAUUGUUUAAGAUGUGAAGGGUUCUGUUUGGGAAGCUUUUUGAAUAGAUUAGAUCUAUUUGAGUGAAGACUAAUGAAAGGUUGUAUAAAAAUUUUCUUUCCAAUUACUUAAAAUCCUCUGGUUUAUUCAGAAAAAAAGUUAUGUUUAGGUGAACAAUACUGAAAUAAACUAGUGCAGUGAGUGUAAAGUAGAACAUAAGUAAGUGUGAAGGUUUCCUUCUUGAGGACUUCAGGAGUUUGCGGUGAAAAUGUCUCAAAACAAAUCAAUAGACAUAAUGAUGAUUUACUGAGACUUACUGCUUCUUCGAGUUUACUUCAUUCUAUUUCCUUUUUUAUCUUACUCAUUUUCGUAGGUUUCAAAUCAGCAGAACCAACACGAUUGAGUUUUGGCAUUUUAAAAGUUGAUUUUUGGAAAAAUGAUUUCUAAGUCAAAACUUUAGAAAGUUCUCUUUUGCUUAUUUAUCCAGGGAUUUUGGUAUAAGGAUGCCUUUGUUAUUUUUAAGGUCAUUUAAUACUGGUUUUGGAAGUCAUUUUGGAUGCUUAUAAGUUACAAAAAGUUUAUCAGGGAAAAAUUCCUAAAUUUAUGGUGUUUACUUUGCUGCUUUUUAGAUGGGGGAAUUGGACAAGCAGUCUUCAUUUUAUAGCACAAAUAAGAAGCAUCUUUGUUCACAGUAAAAUAGAUACCCUACAUAGACUAACAGUAGAUGUCAGAACAGUAGAAUUAUUAUACCUUUUCCAAAAAGUAAAAGCCAAAAAUAUAGAACUUCGAGGAAAAUCUUUGUCAGCAGUCUGGAAGAAUAGAACUUAAAAAGUUUAUCUAAUAAACAAAUACAGUAGAACCAUUAGCUGAAUAAUAUAUUCCUCAUUUAAACAUUUUAGCACAUUGAAUUAAAAAUCACUAGGUAAAAUCACUGGAAAGAUAUACUUUGGGGAAUUCUGGUCUAUUUGAAUGUUAUCCAUUGAAAGUAUUUCUAUAUUGUAAAAUGGGAGAAGUUAACAGUAUCAUUAGAAUGGAAUAAACCAGUGGACAUUUCAGUUGAUAUGAAGAUAAUAUCUCAGACAACCUUCAAAAUUUGUUAUCUUUGAAGAGCUUCCUAUUUGCUUCUGUUUCUUGACACUGGUGAUGAUAGAAAUAUCAGCAUCCUGGUGAUGGGGAGAUAGAUAGACUCUGAAUUAAUGACUUCAUGUUUAGAAAAUGAGGUCAAAUAUUAAAACAUAAUAGCUGUGUUCACUUAGAAAAUAAAGAAGCUUUAUAAAACAUUUUUUUCAAUUCUCCAGAUCAAUAUUCUGUCAUUACUUAGAUAACACUGGAGGAGAGAAGAAAAAGUCAAUCAGGGCAUGAAAAUUAGGAAGGUAUAUAAAGAUGAAGGUAAGCCAGUAGAUAGAUUUUUAAGCCUGUGAAGCUUGUCAGCUAUGAGUAAGUUUCUGUCAAUUUCCUUUAGGUCAUAGUGCUUUUCUUAGGUCACAUCCUUUUGUAGGAGAGAAAAUGCCAAAUACUCACUUGUUAUUAGCAAGGAACAUCAGUGAGGCUUACUUUUUUCUCUGUGUAAGGCAUAUAAGAAUUAUCCUUGAAGAACUGGUACUAUGAAUCAAUUUUAUGCUUCUGAAUUCUCAUAAUUAGAAUUUAGACUUGGAAGUUGAAUCUUAAACUAAGGUGUUUUAUGUUUUGCUUGAGUAAGAGUGGGCAGAGAAAAUUGUUCACUUGAAUACCAGAUUUUUAUUUAAUCAUGACAGACACCCAGCCUUAUAAUUUAAAUAAAUUUUAUAUUGUUACUUUGAAAGAAAUCACUAAGGGAAAUCUUUUAAUUGACUUUAAAGAGAUUAGGUCCUUUUAUAUAUUAACAUUUAUAAAAUGAGUAGCAUUGUCAUUGUCUUUGUCAUCUUUCCAAUGAAAAGAUUCAAGUACAUAGACUAUGUUAAAUAUAAAUAUUAUAUAAAUAUUAAAUAAUAUAUAAUAUGUAAUACACAGUGUGUGAAUGUGAAGGUUGGUCUCUCUUCAACUACAUCAUUAAAUAACUCUCCUCUGUAAAUAAAUAGUUAAACCUGUCUUUAGGAUUUAAGUUUUGACUAAAACAAGAAAUGAAAUCUAAUCUGUUGUUUUCCUUUAUUAGUCAGACUCAUAGAUUGUCUGAAUUGCUGUUCUUCUCAUCAGCUGAAAUUGUCCUUUCCCAGUAAGUCUUAAUAUUUGAUUUGCUUUAAACUUGACCCCCAUCCGCAACAUUGUUCUGGAGAAUUUUCCUACAUCAGAUACCUGCUGGUACUUUUUCUGAUGUAAUUAAGCAACAACAAUAUAGUGUUACCAGUCAUCAUUUCAUUAUUAAAAUGUUGGCCACAGCCUUACUUCUUUAAUUUGAAUCUAGCAUUUUCUAAGCCAGUGCUUUUUAAUUGAGAUUGCAGAUUAGACUUAUCUGUGAAGUUUUAUAAAUACAGAAAUCUGGGCAGUGCUCUGGACUUCCUGAAUCUCUUUACUUGAUAUUCUUGGAAUUAAAAAAUUGUGUUUCUGAAUUAUUAUAUUAAAUCUUAAGAGUUUUCUUCAUAGAAACUAUGUCCAGCCAUUAGAUCAAAUUAGAUCUGAUAUUCACAGGCCUAUCUGAAAAAUAGUUUAAUUAUUAUCAUAGGAGACAUUCUGUCCAAAAUUUGCUUGGGAUGGCUUACUUAUCUUUGUUUUGCAUGCCAUAGAAACCACCAAAUUUCCUUUUUAGCUGAAUUAUUCUUAUCAUAAACUCUAUUCUCACCUUUCACAGUUGAAAUUGUAACUAAUAUUUGCCUCCAAAAAGUGUUUGCUUUUAUUAGUUCCUAGUGACUAUCAGUGAAUAUUGCAUAUUUGAAUUAACUAAUAUUUUAAAGUAUUAAUAAGAGCAUGAGUAAUAAAACACUAGAUUUAAAACAAUUAAAUUUUUUAUAGCCUUGAUGGCAGUAAUCAAUAGUUUUCCUAACUAAAAAUCAUUGGAUAAAUUCCCUAAGUACUUCUGAUGACUUUUGUAAGUAUAGCCUCUGUGUGGAAGUAAUUUUUAAUAUUUUAUAUGAAAAGUACUAGUAUUACAGAAAAUAAAGCAUUAACAUUCAAGAUAUUAGGCCUAUUGAAAUGAUUCUGUUUUCUACAUUAGAAAUACAAGGCUAUUGUAGGUUAGAGGAAUUACAUAAUUUUCUUCAGUAUUAGAACCUUGUGUAUAAGUGGUUAUAUAUCACCAUACUUUUCUGUAGGUUGUACUAAUUCAUCAGACACAUUUUCUUAGAUUACCUCACUGACAUUUGUCACAUGUGGAUAGUUUCUAAACACAUCAUAGGGUGUGGACCUAUGAAGCUAAUGACUUUAGUGAAAAACAAGAGAUACAACUAUAUUUAGUUUUGUCUUAAUGCCUAUAAUCUUAUGAACUGAAAAUUCAAAUGAAAAGAACAAGUAGAAAUCACUAAUUCAACAUUUGUUUUCCAUAGUAUAGUUUUAAUAUGCUUCCUUGGAAGCCUAUUUUGCAAUAUUACCAUAAUAAUAAUAACAACAACACAACUUUGGCAUUGAAAGAAUUACCUAUUCAUUUUUCAAAGUUGACUGUGAGUUGAGUUUUGGAUGUUUGUGUGUGUAUGUGUGUUUUUAUUUAUAAUAGCUGUCUCACUAUUUAAAAUGUUUCACUAUUUUUGAAUGUACAGAGUGAUUAGCUAUUUGAAAAUAAUACUACAAUGUAGCAUUGUAAUUUGAGUAUAAAGGAAAGUUAGGAUUUAAACAAUGUUGCUCAUGUGAUUAUAUAUUAAUGAUAACAUAAUAAAAAAGUUAGGAUUUAAGUAGGAUUGAAAAAUAAAAUUAUAUUUUAUUGAUUGAAUUUUAAACUUUAAAAUGUCUUACUCCAAUUGGACCUUAAAAUUUUUAUUUUGGUAGUAAACCAUUUCAGCUUAAUAUGUGUUAAAACCAAAGGUCCUCUGGUAGCCAGUGUACUAAGUAGUUAAUGUAAAAAUGAUGUUUUUGAUGUUCCUUCUCUUGAAAUCAUUUUCCCACACUAAGCAAUGUGUUUUAAGAUUUAGUGGGCUCAACCUACAACUUCAAAAAACAAUCCUCUUCUAUUUUGAAAGGAAAAAAAUCUAUUAUGCGAGUCAUAUUAUUUUGCUAUUCAGAAUGCUUUAAUUAUAUUAAUCAAUAAACACUUCAGAAAGUGUUUCUGGUAAGGAAAUACUAGUUGUCUUAACUGAAAAAAAUUUCAACUUCCUGGUUUCUUACAUAGGCAUUAAAAAGAAUAACUUUAUUUCUUCUUUUGGAAUUUUGAUUACUUUGUCUUGAAUAACUUUUAAAAUAUUUAAUUAUAAUAAUUUCUACACUUCUCCCAAAAUUAUGGUAUGUUAUAGAUUUUUACUGUUAAGGAUCUUUUACAUUCUAGACUGUUUUUUCCCUAUCCUGCUUUUUUAUUGCUCUCUGUGAUUCCAUCACCAAAAAUUUCUUGUGGCUACUGUUUAUUUUGUAUUUAGCUUUACAUAAUUGUUUAAAAAAUCAUGUGACUGGUCUUUUAAGAAACCCCUAAUAGGCAGGCAUGACUUUCUUUCCCUGAACUGUUUGCUUUUAUAGACUUAGAACAAAAAAUUCAGCAGAAAGUAACCAAGAGGUCUAGUCAGACAGUCAUUUUCUAUCAGAUGGAUUGCUAUAGAGGUGAAUCUAUUAAGGCAGAGAAAUAUCAAAUACAUAUGAUUUGUCUCAUGUCACUUCUUCUGGGACCCAGAUUAAAUAGGAGCAUUUCAGUGUUACAGAGGGUGACAAUGACUUUAAUGCAUAUAUAUGCAUAUUGUCACUUCAGAGUGGGAUUGUUGAAAAAUUGGAAUGACUGGCUAAAAAAAAAUACUUGCAAAGCGUGCUGCUAGUUAAAUAUUUAAAGAAUUCAGAAAGUUGCAGUUAUUGUAAAAUGUUCCUUCUCAUUUAUUUUACUGGAAUUGACCAUUAAAAAGAAUAUUAACCCUUAUUUAUAUCUUAUUACUGACUGUGCAAACUGUGAUUCAGUGAAUAUUUGUAUGCCAAAAAGGUUUUAAAGUUGAGAAAGUUUUAGAUUUAAUGAACAUGUGUAAAUAAUUUUGAUUAGUAUUCUCAUUAUAAUGACGUUACUCUUAAUUUGGUGCAAUACAUUCUUGCCUUCCUCAUCCUUUUAAAGUUAAAUGGGAUGUAUGUUUUGUUUUGUUACUUUGAGUGCUAUUUUAAAAAUUUUCAGUGUGUAUAUAAGCUAAUGUUUGAUUUGUUUCUGUAUAGCAUGAUUGAGAUAAUAAUUGAAAAUUUUGCACUUUUUUAAUCCUUUGGAAAUUUAUAUCCUAACAGUUUUUAAGAAUGUACAUUUAUUUUGUACAUUAGCUUUGUACAUGAAAAUGGGUUUAAAUCAAAUAAAAAGAUGAUGCUAGUUUCUUCA